UACAUCCCUGCGAGCACGAGCGAGACGAGCAGUGCCGACGGGCAGUCGUGAAAAAUGGCUUUGCUCGCGAGAAAUAUAUGUAAGGCGCUCUCUCAGGCUACUCAAAAGAACACAGUUAGAGCCCUGCAUGUAGGGACAAUACGACAGCAAGAAUCGUCAGUUGAACAAGAAGGAAAGUUAAAAUGUACCUUGAUACCAGGAGACGGUGUUGGACCAGAAUUAGUGGUCGCAGUUCAAAGUGUUUUCAAAGCUGCGGAUGUCCCGGUUGAGUUUGAACCUUACUUCUUGUCUGAAGUAAAUCCAACCUUGAGUGCUCCUCUGGAUCAAGUCUCCAACAGUAUCGCUAGAAAUCGAGUUUGUUUAAAGGGGAUCCUAGCAACUCCGGAUCACUCUAUGACAGGAGAGUUGCAGACCUUGAACAUGAAAUUACGUAAGAGCUUGGACUUAUAUUCAAACGUGGUGCACGUGAAAUCUUUGCCAGGAAUCAAGUCACGUCAUCAAAAUGUGGACUGCGUUAUUAUCAGAGAACAAACAGAGGGAGAGUAUUCCGCGUUGGAGCACGAAUCUGUCAAAGGGGUGGUCGAGUGCUUAAAGAUCGUGACUGCCACUAAAAGCCAAAGAAUCGCGAAGUUCGCUUUUGACUAUGCCGUAAAGAAUAAUCGCAAGAAAGUCACGUGUGUUCAUAAAGCUAACAUAAUGAAGCUCGGCGAUGGACUUUUCCUCAAAUCGUGCCAAGAAAUUGCUGAGAUGUAUCCCAGGAUUACGUUUGAGACGAUGAUCGUCGAUAAUUGUACCAUGCAGAUGGUUUCUAAUCCACACCAGUUCGACGUCAUGGUAAUGCCGAAUUUGUAUGGAAAUAUUGUGGAUAAUCUCGCAUCCGGUUUGGUCGGUGGUGCCGGAGUCGUCGCAGGUGCCAGUUAUAGCGCUGAGUGUGUCGUCUUUGAACCAGGCGCAAGGCACACGUAUUCCGAGGCAGUCGGCAAGAACGUCGCGAAUCCAACAGCGAUGUUGCUAUGUGCGGUGAAGCUUCUGAACCACGUGAAUUUGAAACGCUAUGGUGAACAGAUCCGGGAGGCCUUAAACCGCGUGUUGAACGAUGGAAAGGUGCUAACAAAGGAUCUGGGUGGGCAAAGCUCGACGACGGAGUUCAUUGCUGCCGUGAUAAGCAGCCUGCGCUAAAACUUGUGUAAUAUAA
Molecule: messenger RNA, 1195 nt
Organism: Trachymyrmex septentrionalis
Lineage: Eukaryota; Metazoa; Arthropoda; Insecta; Hymenoptera; Formicidae
Gene: Idh3b
Product: isocitrate dehydrogenase [NAD] subunit beta, mitochondrial
Exons: 6
Coding region: 55-1179 (374 amino acids)
Biological process (GO): isocitrate metabolic process; tricarboxylic acid cycle
Cellular component (GO): mitochondrion
Molecular function (GO): magnesium ion binding; oxidoreductase activity, acting on the CH-OH group of donors, NAD or NADP as acceptor; NAD binding
Source: RefSeq, a predicted model, not a curated record